AUGGGGAGGAAAAAGCCCACAACCAAGGUGACAAAGGCGAAGCCGCCUAAACCUGACGCACCCGCUGCUCAAGCCAGCGGAGCAAGGACGAGAUCGCAGGGACCACCUCCAAAGGCGCCGACUCAGCAGCCUUGGCUACCCUCCGGAAGGCCGCGGCGCCAGGACCUUCAUCCAGUACAGGAUCCACAGGCUCCAGCGGCAAACGCAACACCUCCCACAGUGCGCCAGCCACCGCCGCGCGCACGUGCGCCAGCUGCAGCGCGCCAAAUUCGGGAUCGCGCUGGACAAUCUCCCGCGUCUGAAGAGCAUGAUGGAGCUGCUCCAACACAGCAGCCACGCCAGCCACACAAUGGCAAAACUGCAACAGCCGCGAAUCAGCAGGAGAAGCGCACCAGGGAGGGCCCCAACCACCAUCACGCGGGCGACGAGACCACGACACCCCCCAGGGAUCAGCAGGCGGACCAGGAGGCGCCGAUGGCGAUAAACGGGGAGGAGGAGGAGGGGGGAGGGGAGAAGGUACCGGCGGCGGCAGAGACUGAGGCCCCACAGGGGGGGGCGGCGGCGGCACCACAGGAGGCUGCAAGGGCGGCUGAGAUUGAGGGAGGGCAGACGGAGGACAUAGGGAGGCCUGCGCCGGCUGAGAGGGAGGCCCCUGAGGCGGAGGAACCGGUGGGUGGGGAACCGGCGGCAGAGACGGCUGCUGAGCCGCAGGAGGCGGCUGAAUCUGCGGAGGAUGAGAGGUUAGCGGCGGCAGAGAAGGACUCGGCUGACACUGAGAGACCGGCAGCUGGGCCUGCGGCGUCUGAGGCGCUAGAAGAGAGGCCCACGUCGGCGGCGGCUGCGGCGGCAAGCAACUCGGGCCGGAAGACGCAGACGGCGCCACCGGCUCAGCCCCGGGCAGCGCCACCGAUGGGGAGGAUAACAGGGCUGCCGGCACAGACAAAGGCUGCUGCUGUGACGAAGAAGAAGCCAGCGACGGCAACGGUCGAGGCGGCAGGGGCUGCGUCGAUGGUUGCGAGUGAGGCGCCAGUGGCACCUGCGACCGUGGGGCCUGAACCAAGGAUCGCGCCGACUGCAGGGCAAGCGACGGAGAUGGCCAGGGAGGGCGGCGGCGGCGGAAGGAUUGACCCCGGGCCCUUAGAUGCGGAUGAGUCCGCCGAUAAAUUGGCUCACGAGGCGCAGACGAAUCGACGCGUGCCUGAGAGGAACCGCCGCCAGAAGCCGCGGCCGCAACAACAUCAGCGGCGGCUCGGAGAAGGGCUGGCACCCGCCCGACCUGGGCCCCUUGUGGGUUGGACGCAUCAGGCAGAUCCGCCCCAGGCAGUCGCCGAGGUGGAGGGCGGCGACGACCAGUCAUCACCGCUGGAGAUCGCGGAAGAAGAGGCGGAGGCGCAGGAGGAGAGGGAGAGCGCCGCCGAAGAUGCAGAGGAGAGGAGGGCCGCGGCGAGACGCGGCCGCCACCAAGGGGGAACGAACCGGCAGCAGGCCCUGCUGGAGCAGGCCAACCGGAGAGCUGAAGGUCGACCGCCGGAAACCGUGGCGCCUGGGGCGGCAGCGCGAGGAGCGCGAGGGAGGGGCCGAGGCAGGGGAGGAGGCCUGGGAAACUUGGUACAAGCGGUAGCAAGGGAAAAGGCCAGAUCGGGGGACUGGCGGGAAAGACACAGAAGGCCGGAGCGGACUGGCACAAGACAGAACGCAAACCCAAUGAGGGGUGAGGAUGAAGGAAGUGAUGGGGAAUAUAUUGAAUCGGAGGAGAGGGAUUCUGAAGAUAUCUCCCUCGACGCAGAGGAGGGGAUCCCGAAUACAGGCGCAAACCAGGGACAGAGGAGGCCGCGUGGCCCACAACCAGCCCAGGAGGCCGAAUCAAGUGCACAGGCUAGCGCGAGGGCAGCAAAUAGAGAGCGCUCAGCAGCAGAUAUCGCGGAUGACGAGGCCACGUGGCAGAAGGUGAAGGAGUGGGACUUGUCACCUCUACGCAACAGUGCCCAGCCCUUCCUAGAACCCGACCUGCCAAGGAGCCUGGCGAAUGUUGCUAUUCCUGCCCCGACUCACACUGAGAGCUAA
Molecule: messenger RNA, 2064 nt
Organism: Closterium sp. Naga37s-1
Lineage: Eukaryota; Viridiplantae; Streptophyta; Zygnematophyceae; Desmidiales; Closteriaceae
Source: the annotation of a GenBank genome assembly